Messenger RNA from Mytilus trossulus (common blue mussel), 720 nucleotides. RefSeq names its product phospholipase A and acyltransferase 2-like. The transcript has 6 exons. NCBI's taxonomy places the organism in Eukaryota, Metazoa, Mollusca, Bivalvia, Mytilida, Mytilidae. Gene Ontology annotation, molecular function: A2-type glycerophospholipase activity; glycerophospholipid phospholipase A1 activity. The record is from RefSeq and is a predicted model, not a curated record. Gene Ontology annotation, cellular component: cytoplasm. Gene Ontology annotation, biological process: N-acylphosphatidylethanolamine metabolic process. The coding region runs from base 139 to 720 and encodes 193 amino acids.
UCUACAAGGCGAAAUCGAAAGUGAAAGUUGAAAUACAAGCAAUAUUUACAGAAAAUGUCCAAUGACCUAUUUAUAAGCUGUCGACUAUAAACAGUCUCAACAUAUAAUAGAUUAGUUUGACCAAUAUUUUAUAAGAUAAUGGCUCAGAAAACUUUGCCAAACCCAAACCGCCGUCCGUUGGAAGAAGGAGAUUUGUUAGAAAUUGAUCGAGGAACGUACAGUCAUUGGGCAGUUUACAUAGGAAAUAAAGAAGUGGUUCAUGUUUCUGGUAUUGGUGGACGAGUUGCGUCUAACUCAGGUCACUUACUUACUGUAAGUGGUGUUAAAUUCAACAAAGCGGAAGUGAAGAGAGAACACAUAUGCAAUGUUGUGGGCACCAGUGAAUUAAGCAUCAAUAACAGUAAAGACCGCGGGAAUAAGUGUCGGCCACCCAAAGAAGUUGUAAAAAGAGCACUCAGUAAGAUUGGUCCUUUAGAAUACAAUUUAUUGUGGAGCAAUUGCGAGCAUUUCGCAUCCUGGUGUCGAAAUGGAUCCGCAAUAUCAAACCAGGUUGACAAAUUUGUAACUGCUGGUAUGGUACUUGGAACUUUAUUUAUAAUCGGCAAACUAUUAGACCUGUACAUAUACCUUGUAUGUAAUGGAUAUUUAAAAACGAUGGAAAUAUCUCCUGACUUUUCGAAUUCUACCCAUGUUGGAACAAGUAAAUGUGCUAUAAAAUAA